Molecule: messenger RNA, 1662 nt
Organism: Thermothielavioides terrestris NRRL 8126
Lineage: Eukaryota; Fungi; Ascomycota; Sordariomycetes; Sordariales; Chaetomiaceae
Exons: 7
Coding region: 1-1662 (553 amino acids)
Biological process (GO): carbohydrate transport; transmembrane transport
Cellular component (GO): membrane
Molecular function (GO): carbohydrate:proton symporter activity
Source: RefSeq, a predicted model, not a curated record
AUGUAUCAGAUCGGGAAUGUCAACUACAUCGCCACCAUCGCGGUGAUUGGUGGCGCCCUCUUCGGCUUCGACAUCUCGUCCAUGUCGGCCAUGAUCACGACACAGCCGUAUCUGUGUCAGUUCAACGAGCGCGGCUUCGACGACUCUGGCCGCUGCCUGGGUCCCUCGGACUCGACCCAGGGCGGCAUCACAGCCGCAAUGCCGGGCGGCUCGUUGUUCGGAGCUCUCGCCUCCGGCUUUCUGUCUGACAGAUUCGGCCGCAAGGCCACGAUCCAGCUAGGCUCGCUGUUCUGGAUUAUCGGAUCCGCUCUCAUGUCCGGCGCCGCCAACAUUGCGAUGCUCGUCGUCUCCCGAGCCAUCAACGGUUUUGCAAUUGGCAUUUGCUCCGCCCAAGUCCCGGUCUACAUCUCGGAGAUCGCCCCGCCCGACAAACGCGGCCGGCUCGUGAGCGGCCAGCAAUGGGCCAUCACCUGGGGCAUCAUGAUCAUGUACUUCAUCUGCUACGGCUGCGCCUUCAUCGACAACUCUGCUGCCUUCCGCCUGCCCUGGGCCCUGCAAAUGAUUCCGGCCUUGCUGCUCUUGGGCGGCGUCUUCUUGCUGCCCGAAUCUCCUCGCUGGCUCAUCAAGAAGAAACGCCUCGCCGAGGCGACCGAAGUGCUGGCUCUGGUCCGCGCCAAGAGUAACCGGAAUUCUCCGUUAGUCAAGGCCGAGUUCGACGAGAUCGUUCGGACCGUUCAGGAGGAGCACGACGGUGGCGAUGCCAGGUGGCGCGAGGUCUUCGCACCCAAGAUGCUCAACCGCACCUCAAUCGGCGUCUUCACGCAGAUUUGGUCGCAGCUGUCUGGCAUGAACGUGAUGAUGUACUACAUCACGUAUGUCUUCACCAUGGCCGGACUGUCAGCUUCCGGCUCCGACAACGGCGAGGUCCUCAAGUCCAGCAGUAUCCAAUUCGUAAUCAACGUCGUCAUGACGAUCCCAGCGCUGCUGUGGAUGGACCGCUGGGGUCGGCGCCCUACCCUGCUCGUCGGGGCGGCCUUGAUGUGUCUCUGGCUCAGCAUCAACGCAGGUCUCUUCGCCGUCUACUCGCAUCCUCCGAGUCCCGGUGAGUUUACUUCGACUGCCGAGUCUAUGGAGAUUUCCGGGGCCCCGGCGAAGGCCGUCGUGGCUUCGACGCUCCUCUUCGUCGCGACAUUUGCGCCAACCUGGGGGCCCGUGUCGUGGACGUACCCCCCCGAGCUGUUUCCGUUGCGCGUUCGCGGCAAAGCUGUGGCGCUCGCCACCUCGGCUAACUGGAUCUUCAACUUUGCGCUGGCCUAUUUUAGGGUGUACGUCCUCUUUGCCGUGUUCUGCGCCGCUAUGUUCCUGCAUGUCUUCUUUAUGUUCCCGGAAACGGCGAACAAGACGCUGGAGGAGAUCCAAGACAUCUUCGAUGACACGAAGCCCGGCGCUAUCAAGUACCUCGGCACGCCCGCAUGGAAGACCAGAAACGACCGUUCGAAGGCCGUGAGGAGUGGGCCGGCAACAGCUAGCCAGGACAUGGAGCUCCAGAGCCAGGCCCCAAGCAACGAAGUUACCGAGGGGCAUGUCCCCAGCGGCGCGGAUGGAAGUAAGCCACAGUAUGUGGCCCGGACGUCCGAGGCACAGCCUGACGACGGCGCAUGA